AUGAAAGAGAAUGUGAUUCCCUCGAUGUUUGUCAAUAUUUGGCAUAUCGGUCGAUUGUUGAUUCAAUUUGCACUUGGUGAAUUUAGUGGGAAAACUGGAAUUGAUUAUACUCGAAAUCAUUUGAUUAUUGAACCCAUUUUCAAAACUAAAGUGAGUAGAUAUUUUCGUUUUGGAAUCUGGAAUUCCGAUUUUUCCCCACAAUUAAAUUUUAAUUUUUUUAUAGCUUUCAAAAGAUCCUGAAGACGAUGAUGAAAUAAUUUCGAGUGAAUUUGAUUGUGGAACUUUGCUCAUUGAAUUUAUUCGAUAUUUGGCGAGUCAAGCAAUGGCUUCUUCGAAACAAUUGAAUCUUCGAGUUUUUGACAAUCCAACAAUUAUUGAACCAGUUCUUUUCAAACGAACACAAUGGAUGCCGUUACAUCAUGUUAGUUUUUUUUUUGGAAAAAAAAUUGAUAUAUUUUGAUUCUUCUAGGUUGCAUACCGUACUUUCCACGCGAUUGCAGUUUCUGGAAGAUUUGAUGCGAUGCAUUUGAAUAUAGAAGAUGAGAAGAUGUUUAUUGCUGAAAGUCGAGAUCCAAUUUUGAUCAAUGAAGCGCUGUUUUUCAGCAAAAGUUAUAGCGAUGUUCCGAUUUCUAGACAUCGAGUAAUUGCAGCAUUGAAGGUAGGCAUUAUUUUCAAAAAUGAAAAUUGGUUAGCAACCUUUUUUGUUUCAGAAUUGGUCAGGAGUUCGUGAAAUUAUUCCGCGCGAAAAUUCCGGCCGAAAAUCGGAUCUUGUUUAUGUGACAUCGGUUGGAACCGUUUUAGCCCGUCAACGACUCUCUCGAUUACUUUUGCUGAGCGGUGAAACAAUUCGCGAUGCAAUUGUGAAUGAAAGAAUUCCAGUUGAAGUCAGAGACGAUUUCUUGUAA
Molecule: messenger RNA, 905 nt
Organism: Caenorhabditis angaria
Lineage: Eukaryota; Metazoa; Nematoda; Chromadorea; Rhabditida; Rhabditidae
Source: the annotation of a GenBank genome assembly